GUUCAAUUAGCUCAAGGCGAACUUGUCACUCUUUGCUUUCGUGCAAUUCCUAUUGACCCACGACACCAGUGGACUGACGAUCCGCAUCUCAAUACUCCGAUUCCCGAAGCGGUCGGAGUUCAAACUGACGGUCCGAGUGCACAUUCGACAAAUGAUGUGUCGGAUAAGAUAAUAAUUAGUUCACACUGCUUGUCCUCUAAUUUAAAUAUUGCCAAGGACGAUGAGGAUAAUUGUUCUAUUACUUCGUCGACUUCUCCUAAACAUUCUUCAGCAUUACGGACCUUAAAUGGCUAUAUACCGCCUCUCCGAUGUGAUGAGACCGUUUUCUCCACCCUACCACUUAUUUUAAAUUCAAAAAAGUCGCGGUUUGUCCUAUCUCCUGGCUCAGGCUUAACUCCUAGAUCACCCCCAAUCGAAUUGAUACAGGCGGCGGGCACACCAUGCGCCGAUUUCUACUAUAGAUCGGGCACGAAUUGGGCUCGUCUGGCUGAGCCACAAUUUAGGGUAGGUGACAUCAACCGAAAUUCAUCUGUUUAG
This is a messenger RNA of Protopolystoma xenopodis, 537 nucleotides long. Lineage: Eukaryota; Metazoa; Platyhelminthes; Monogenea; Polystomatidea; Polystomatidae. The record is from the annotation of a GenBank genome assembly.